UCAGGUUGAAACAAAUGAUCAUCUUGAUUGACUUUUCCUGUGAUUCUGUUACUUCCUGUACUAUAUCCGAUAUAUCGGAGACAAUGAGCUGAAUGGAGAAGGGAUCUUGAAAGGCGUGUAUGGAGAAAGGAGAUCACUAGAUUCCUCGUAUAUAUACGAGAGGAUCCCCCUUAGAUGAAUACUCUCUCUGAUAUUGCGUACCGACAUUUCAACAAACAUCAUGAAAUCCUUCUGUUUUACCAUUCUUACGCUGGUCGCUCUGGCGCAAGCUGAAGAUGGAAAAGCGAAGGAGAAACGUGGUCUAGCCGACUCGUACGGAUCGUUCUCCAACGGCCCUUCGUUCACGAAAUCACCCCAAUCAUCCCCAACGCAACAGGAGUACGUGUCGCAAGCCCAGCAAUAUUAUCAAGAGAAUUCUCAAGCUCCCCAAUCCCAAGCUGCUGCCUACACUCAACCAGCUGUGUCUAAAUAUUCUGUUCCCGGCUUACAGAAGUUUGUUUCUGAAAAGCCUUUUGUUGAGAGCUUCUAUUUCUUCGGAGUUCUCACCAAUUUGUGUAUAAAAAACUCAGCCUCCAAGGUUUAUUUAAGAGUUGAAGAACUACUUCGCGAUGUUACAGGAAUAACACUUGGCGUCGACGACUAUCUCCUCUGUAGACCCCAAAUUAAAUUCUUUGGUUACUUCAUAAAGGGUCUCACAAGUAGCGAGGAAGAGAAGGUUCAUCACGAAUAA
Leptinotarsa decemlineata (Colorado potato beetle) is the source of this 730-nucleotide messenger RNA. RefSeq lists its product as uncharacterized. Lineage: Eukaryota; Metazoa; Arthropoda; Insecta; Coleoptera; Chrysomelidae. The record is from RefSeq and is a predicted model, not a curated record.